AUAAAAAAAUUGCAAUGGCAAGUGCUAAGUGGUGGUGGCAAAAUAUUUUGGUUUUUUGUGAAUUUCCUUAAAAAUAUAAUUUAUUUCAUCAUUAAUUAUCCUUAUUCGUUUCAUUAGUUUACAUUCUGUGUAGUUAUUGUGGUUGUACAUCGUAUUCUCAUCAUUAAUGUACGCAGAGAGUCAUAAGCCAUGUCGGACGACAAAAACGUCGAUAAUCCUCAAAAAAGAGGCAAAUCCGAAGUUCCUGAUACCAAUAUAGCAGUAUCAUCUAGUGAAGUGUCUAGCGUGGCAGGGAGUGUACAGACUGCUAAGACGCACCCACGAGUGUCAUCGUCUUCCGAUAGGCAAAUCAAGUUUGAAAGAGCACAGAAAUGCCUGGAAAAUGCAGCACUUGUAUCUAAAAGAAUCAAAGAACAUCGAAAAGCGACAGCGGAGUUGUUGGGACGGCCAUUUGAAGAUGAUGACGUGGGAGACACAGCUUCGGAGAUGGCGUCCACCAUGAGUGAGAAAACUGGGUACUCUGUUGCAACUGACACCUCUGGUGCUCUCUCAGUCCAAGAUGCCUUGAAUAUACCUGGUAUCAGCGAGAGCCUAGCGAACACCCUGAAACAAAAGGAGCUGUUGAUGGAGCGGAUAAAGCAAUAUAAGGAGAUCAGUAAAAGACCUAUGAAGACUACCCCAGUCGCUAGGAAAGACUCUACUGCAGACGUCAAAGCAGUUGUUACUAAGAGCAAAGAUAGCCCUGAUGUAUCCCAACUAGUGAAUACAUUGAAAGAAAAGGAAAAUGCCCUGAGUGUGAUCCAGGUCAAAAUGAAAGCAAUGGAGACUACUAUCUUGGAGCUCCAAGAGAAGAUCACUGAGAAGGACCAAAUAAUUGAAGCUAAGAAUAGAGCUACAACCCUAAUGUCAGAUAGUUUGAGUAAAAAAGAAAAAGAUUCUUUAUCUCUAUUAGAAGAUACAAGACAGCAAAUGAUAAAAAUGCAGGAGAACUUUAUCAACAUGGAAUUGGAAUGGAAAGAAGAGAAAAAUAGACUCCUCAAGCAAAUAGAAGAAAAAGAUGAGAAAAUUUCCAGUUUAGAAGAAGCCAAUACAAUUCUAGAAAACUCGCGUUUUGAAAUCAGUGUUGCGAAUUCAAAAUUACUUGAAGAGUUAGAAUUGAAGAAUAAAGAAAUAUCAGAAUUGCAAGAUAAAAUAGAUAAAAUGUCUUAUGAAGAAAUUAAACAUGUCCCAGAACUUACACAGAAAGAAAGAGAAGAUGUAGAAGAAGAGAAAGGGUCACUUGAAAUUGCCAACAUGGUGGAGCUAACUAAAAAAAUUGAAUUGCUAGAGCAACUGAACUGUCAAAUCCGCCAAACCAAUAAGGAACUUGAAAAUAAAUUGGCUAACAUGAACACAGAGUCAAAAGCUGCUGCUACCAGUUCCCCAAGUAAGAAAGGUAGCCCUUUGCCGACUCGCAAAGGUGCUAGGAACACGUCUAAAAAGUCACCUUGGAGUCAACUGUCUUCCGAAUCAUUACCUCAAGAAGUGGAUAAAAAACCUAGUAAAAACGAAGUAUCUAAAUUAGAAAUGGUAGUUCAGUCCCUCAACAAAGAAAUAUUAGAUAAAGAAUACAUGAUUUCCCAAAAAGAUGCCCUCAUAUCUGAGUUGCAAACUGCAAUUACGGAGAAUGAAACCAUUAUGAAUGAACUUAAGUCCCAGGUGCGCAUACAAGCAAAUCUAGUAGAAGUUGGCGUUAUUACUGAUGAGAUAGAACCUCUAUGUCAUUCAAAAGCAGAAGUAGCGAAGCAUUAUGAACCAGUCGAGGGAACUAUUUCUGAUGCAGCUCUUCCUAAAGAGGUUAAAGAAUUAGAAGAAAAAUUGAAAGCAGCUCAAGAUCAGAUUGCUGCACUUAAUACUGAAAUUGACGCAGCUAACAAAAAUAUGAUUAAAGUGAAAUCAAACCAUAAGCUAAAACUAAAACAAAUGCAAAAGACAAUCGAUAACUUCAGCAAAGUUUCUGAUGCCAAUGCGGAGAUCGUAAAGUUGAAUGAAGAACUACAUCAGCUCUCUCAGAAAGUAGCUGAAUUAGAAGAGGAAAAAGGAAACCUACAAUUGCACCUUGUAGAUUACGACAGCGGAAGACUAACCGAGUCGGAUGUCUAUAAGAAAAUGGUCGAAAUGGAAAAUUUGGCAGAGACUAGACUGAAAUCUAUUAGUGUACUGGAAGCACAAAAAUUCGACUUAGUCCAAGAGUUACAUGAAUUGCAACAGAAGAAUGUUGAAAUGGAAGACAAAUUAGCAGACAUGUCGCAUCUCCAAAGUGAACAAGUAAGCUCUGAAAUGAAGUCAGUGCAAUUAGAAGAACAGAUAGAUCAGCUAAGUGCUUCAAAGAAAGAGUUAGAGCUAGUCAUUGAAAAUUUGAAAUUAGAUAAAGAGCAGCUAGAAGGUACCAUCAAAAGCUUAGAAGAAGAGAAACAAGAAUUACUUCACAAGUUAGAAAAUUACAUCCAAGAAAACAUGGAACUAACUGAUAAACUUGAAAAAUUAAGUGCAGAAAAAGUAAGUUCUGCAGAAUCCAUUGAAAUAGUUGAGUCUCUCACUACUCAAGAGAAGUUAGAACUAGAAGAAUACAAUAAAGGGCUUCCAGAGCACAAAAUUGAAGACAGUCAUGCAGAUAUGCCAGUAACACCUGAAUAUCAAGAAAACAUCGAGAAUUUAGUAGAACAGAGUGCUGAAUUAAAUAAAAAGAUUGAAUUAUUUACUCAAGAGAGGCAAGAAGUUCUGGAGAAAAUGAGCAAAAUAAGUUCUGAGAAUGAAUCAUUACAACAACGAAUGGCUGAAUUAAGUAAUCAAUGUGACAAUCUACAAAGCAAUAUCGAAUUAUUAACUAGUGAAAAACAAGAAAUUUCAGGACUUAAUGAAGAACUUAAUCGUCAGAUUGAAGAGCUGAAACGAGAACGUCUUGAAAUAAUGAAGGAAAGUAUUGAAAUGGUGAAACCCACUUCUGCAGAGGAUACUGCAGAGGGAAUACCAGCAGAAACACAACAUGAUGAUAAAACUACUGGAGAUAAAGGUAACAACAGGACUAAAUCUGUGAAACAACUUACGAAAGAUAUUUUGAAAUUAAAGAAUACCAUUAAAGAACGAGAAGCUGAGAUUGGUGACUGUCAAAUGAAGAUUUUGUCUCUAGAAGAGCAACAGCAGAAGUAUAAUGAACUUCUACAGAUAAAUUCCGGUUAUGAAAGUAAAGUCAAGGCCUUAACUGAUGAAAAUUAUCAACUGCGUGAAGAACUAGACAAUGUAAAAAAAGAUAAAAUAUCGGACCAACAACUGGUGCAGUAUAAACAAACACAAGAUUUGUUGCAGCAAGAGAUUCAGAAGUUACAACAUGACUUUGCGAUGACGACCAGUAGUAGGGAUGCCAGAAUACAAGAACUUGAAUCUCUUUUAGUAGAAUAUGAGAAACAAAUUUUCAAUUACGGAACUACAUUGCAACAAAAAGACAAAGAAAUGGCAGAAUACGUCAAUCAAAUAACAAAAUUAAAUGAUGUUUCACAAAAAUUAAGAUCAACAAUUGAAGUUCUUGAAGAAGAAAAGGCUAAAGAUCCAAACGCAGAACUUGUUAAAACUUUGAAUAAACAAAUAGCGGCAAAUCAAAAGAAAUUGGCUGAGUGCGAAGACAAGUUAAAGAAACUAGAAGAAGAGAAAGCUCAGCUUUUGUCCGUAAAAGUAUCAUUAGAAAAUAAAAAUGUUAAUUUGGAUUCAGAGUUGAAAAAACUUCAAGAUGCAUUUAUUGAAAAACAAAAUCUUAUUAAAGAGCUACAAAUACAACAACAAAAAUAUUCUGAAGAAAUGUCUAAUGUAAAAAUUCAACUUAAAGAACGUGAUGAGGAAGUACACGAAAUAAAGUUGCAAUUGAGGAAAGAAUCCAUAGAAAAUGAGAAGUUGCGCAGUACUUUAGCCGAAAAAGAAAGUCACUCUGAUGAGUACACGAAAGAGCUACAAGAAGCUAUAGAUAAGGUAAAAAAUCUGACAGAUGAAAAAGUUGCUCUAAGUGAACAAUGUACUACUAUGGAAACUAAAAACAAAGAGCUUAUGGACAAGUUAAAGAAGUUUGCCGCUAGUGUGAAAAAAAAGUCUUCUAUGUACGCUGAAUUGGAGGGCCAUAUGAGUGAAAAACAAAAAGAACUAGAAGCCAAAACUUUACAAGUAGAGCAACUGCUAAUACAAGUUGAAACUCUACCAGCGCUACAGGAAAAGCUGAAAUAUGCUGAAGAAGAAUUAAAUCGUCUUCAAUCUCAAAGAUUGAAUUUUGAACAACAAAAAUCCCAAGAUAUCUUGAAUUUGCAAACAGAAAUCCAAACAUUACAAGAUAGACUUGCCACGACUUUGAAUGAAACUUCAAAAAUAAAUCAUGAUUUUAAUGAAACACAACAAGUAUUAUAUCUCGCUCAAGAUGAAAAUGCUAAACUUAAAUUACAAAUAGAUACAUUGAGUAAUAAAUUGGCUGACUACGAAGUUGAACAGAAAAAUAACUUGAACUUCAUUACAAAAGUAUCUAGCUUAGAAGCUGACAUAAGUCAAAAACAGAUGCAAAUAGCAGAGUUGUUAAGUAAACUUGAACAUCAAGAGCAACUUUUGAGUCAAUUGCAAUUUGGACAAGAUGCAAAAAUUCAAGAACGAGACCUUUACAUUGAGAGCCUCGAAACUGAAAUCAACAAAUACAAAAAUCGUAUCUGUCGUCUUGAAGAAAGUAUUUCAAUUAUGGAAGAUAGAAGACACACUUUAGAGCGAAAAGCAGAUCAAUUAGACACUCAAUUACAAGAAAAGCAGAAAGCUUAUAGUGAGUAUACUAGCCAGGAAGACCAAUUAGUAGGUAGACUGGCAGUGCUAAUGGACCACGACCGAGUCGUAGAGAAACAGCUUCAUGAGAUAGAAAAUGAAAACAAAGAAUUGCAACACAAAACGCAUCAUCUAAGUGAAGAGAAUCAACGUCUGCGUAAAUCUCUCUCUGAUAUACAAGACCACUGCAACACACUAGUGGACAAAGCUAGUAGAACAGAUUUUGUAGAAUCUGAACUUGCAAAAUACCAAUCGCAACUUCACGAGCUUGAUGCUCAUCUGAAACGCUUAACGCAUGAACAUCAAAACUUACUGGUGGAGAAAAAGCGCGAGAUUGAAGAAAUUGAAGCUGAAUUUAAUACGCAAAUAGAAAAUUCCAUCAGAGAAAAGAAAACUUUAAGCGAAAAGUACGAAAAAAUUAAUGAGCAUGUUACACAAUUAGAAAGUAGACUGCAAGAGUAUAGAAACAAUAUUGAAACUCUUAAAAUUAACAACGAGGAACUGAAUAGAAUCAAUCAAGAUUUAGUUGACAAUUCUGCUAGAGAACAAUCUCGAGCUCCAGAUUACACGGAACAAUAUAUUAAUGAGAUAAAUAAGUUGAAUUCUAUUGUUAAUAACAAAAAUGAAAACAUACACGAAUUAAAUAAUAAAUUACAAACAGUCCAAAGUAAUAAUAUUGCAAUUGUGUCUAACUUGGAAAGUAAAAUAGCUGAACUAAAUGAAAGGGUACAAUAUUCUUCAACAGUUAUUGAUCAAUUAGUUCAAGAAUCCAACACUGUAAGAGCUAGCAAUGAACAUUUACAGACAUGUCUGUUACAAAAAGAUGAGCAAAUCAGACGACUAACGGAAGAGAAAAGCGUAACAUUUGAAAUGACUAUACCUAAAACGGAGGGGAUGGUGAUUUCGUCCACUAUAGAGCCAUUACGCGAAGGUUCAAGGGAAUUUGACGUGUCAUCUAUUGAAUCCCAAAUAGUUUCUGAAAGUGAACCAGUCCACCCAGAUAAACACGUAGUUAAAAGGUCUGAGCAACAUCAAACCAGUCCAGGCAAAGCAGCGAGUUCUGGUGAGAUUCAAGAACCAGAAAUUGUGGCAAAGAAAGCCUAUCUUUGCUAUAAGGGUGAAGAGGGUACACCUGAGCAGUCUGAUGACCCGUUCAAUUCUGACGAAGGCUGGGGACUCGGAGAAUGUGAAGAAAUAGGAGAAGUUACACCAGGCAUGACUCAUCUCACAGAUCAAAUUCAACAACUUAAAAAACAAAAUGAAUCUUUGAAAGCAGAUCUAGACGCAAGUAACAACAAACUGAUGAAAGCUUUGAAAAAAUUAAAAGAAUUGAAAUCAAAUAACGAAAUGUUGUCUAAUGAACUAAAAAUUUCCAAACAGAUUUCUCAAACAUCUUUCUUAGACAGUGCUAUCGAAGAUGAAAUGAAAAUAAACAUCCAAGAGUUAGAAAAGAAGGUUCAAGAACUCACAGCUGACAUAAACAAAGAAAAACGAGAGAAGGAAGCAUUAAGAAAACAAAAUGAAGUUUUUAAUAACGCAAAUGAUAAAUUAACUGAAAUGAAAGAAAAACUAGACAACGAAAUAGAACUAUGGAAAUACAAGUUUAAGGAAGCUAAUGAUAAAAUGUCCACAUUGCAAUGGGGUGCUGAUUCUAAAGAUUCGCCAGAUCAUAAAACUCCUGCUACAACUAGGAAUCCAAAGGACGACGCAUUGAGAGAGGAAAUAAUUAAACUUGAAAAAGAAAAUGACGAAUUGCAAACAAUUAUCGAUCAGUUAUCUUCUCAAAACAAGGAACUGUCUUCUCAGCAAACACAACUCAGUACUCAAGUAAUGGAACUAAAUAAACAAUUACAAGAAAACAAAUCUACGAGUGAAACUUAUGAUGCAUUAAAUACCCAAUUAUUAGAACUACAAGCUAAGAACAAUGAACUUCAGAAUAACAACGAUAUACUAAAUAAAAAGAUACAAGAUUUAGAAAUUCAGUACAAGGAAACAAACGAAAAUAAUGAAGAACUUAUUGCUAAAAAGGUCAAACAUAAUGACAUGCUAAUUGAAACCAUUCGUCAAUUGGAAGAGGAGAGUAUUCGACUAAAGGAAACGAAGUCUGAAGCUGGGGACAUAGUACAUGGUUUAAUAUCGGAACUUGAAACGGCUAAAACAAGAUUACAAUGCCAUGAAGAGCGGAAGAAUGACGAUAAAGUGCAAGAUAUGGAUGUAUUGGCAUCAGCAGAAAAGUAUAGGUCAUUAGAAGAUUAUUGUUCGAUAUUAAAACGUGACUUAGAGAAAGCAAAUAAUAAAUUGAUGCAAGUAGAAGCUGAAAAUAUGACAUUGUUAGAAGAUAUAAACGAAUACAAGAAACAAAUUGAAGAACUUAAUUCAAAAUUGGAGCAACUUAAUAUUGAAAACGACCAGCUGUUAUCUACUGUGGCCGAAUUACGUUCGUCAGUAUCUAGUGCUGUUGAUCAACGAGGAUUUGAAAUUGCUGAACUAUGGAAGCAGCAUUUGGCUCAGAGGGAAACAGACUUCCAAAGAACGGAACAAGAACUUAGAAGUCAAUUGAGCGCUUCUGAAGCCAAAUAUGAACAGCUGCUUGACAGUGUCCAGUCAUCCACACAGGAAGAAACAAACCAAUUGGUAAUGAUGGAGCAGAUCACUUCACUGCAAAACAAAUUGCAGGAUAAAGAGGAACAUCUCCGCAACCUUCAAGACAAGUACGUCGAAGUAAUGAAUCAAAUAGAUAUGUUGCGUUCGGAAAUGGAAGAUGAAAAAGUUAUGUACGAAAAUAAGCUACUUGGACAGCAAGAAGAAUAUGAAAAACAAAUAAAAGAAUUGGCUAGUAAAAACCAAGAACAUACAGAAGGAUACGAAGCAGCAUACCAUAACCUCCAAAGCGAAUUAGCAACGACUAAGACUAUUAACGAUGAGUUAAAUCAACAAGUUCAAGAACUACUUGGAAAAGUGAAAGAAUCCGAAGAAAAUAUAUUGGAAUUAACCAACCAACUAAGAUUAAAAGACAGUGAAAUAUAUCAGAAAACUCAUGACUUUACUAUAACUCUUACGCAACGAAAUGAAGAAUUUGAGACUGUUAGGAAACAGUUAUUGGAGCUUGAAAAGAAAGUAGAAGACUUGACAUAUGAAAAAGAAUCGGAACUGGCUGUUUUAAGGUUGAAAAUGCACGAAAAAGCAGAAGAUUUCGAGAGAGCGCACCAAGAUGCUGAGGAGGAAAAGUUAAGUUUAACUCAAGAAUUGAAUGCGAAAAUAAUUGAAUGUACCAAUCUUAACAAACAAUUGUCAGACUUAAACAAAAAGCUCGAAGAAAAUGCGAGUCAAACUGCUGAAAUGCAAACGGCUUUGGAGAAUCAAGAAAUGGAGAUAGUGACGCUCAGCGAUGAGAUUUCUAACUUGCAGGAGAUUCUAAAGAAUAGUAAAAUAGAAAAACACGUUACAUUUGCAUCGGAUACUAAAGCUGCUCCGGAAUCGGCAGAGCAAGCUGCAGAGGCAAUGAGCAAGGAAUUACUUGACCCCGUUCCGCGAGCUGAACUAGACUUAGCGCUGUACAUGUUGCAUCAGAGAGAUGUGCGCUGUGAAGAACUAACGAUGGAGCUCACUCAGCUGCUUGACGAGCGAGACACACUACAACUACGCCUUUCAGACAGUCUGAGGUCUUACGAAGAGUUGAAAUCGAAGUGCCAAUCUGCCGGUGUAGAAGUUUCGUUGAACAUCAGUCAAGAGACUAUACCAGAGAGUAGUUUCACCGUGGAGAAGGAGCAGCACUUUGUGGACACGCACCGCGGACAGACCUCGCGUAGCAGCAGCAUCAGCGACCCUGACGGCGACAAGCCGAAGCUGCAAGCCAAGUUGUCGGAACUGCGCACGGUCCGCCACAGCCGCGACGUGCGCCUGCGCCACGAGAGCGAGGCGCGCCAGCUGGACCUGCGGCUGCUGCAGCGCGACGUGGCGCACCUGCCGCCCGAGGCGCGCGAACAGCUCGCGCAGGCGCACCACACGCUCUCUCGCGACUCCCAAAGCACUUCAACCGUACUCCUGAAUUGGUUACGAGGCAAAAGCACGCCAAAAGUGGUUCAUAUGUGAGUCGUCUGACACUUAACUAGUUGUAGAAAUACGAAAAUAGUUCAAAUAUGUACUACAAAGUCUGCUUCCCUUCCUUCCGCUAGGGCUCUUCCAGACUGAUACGCAUUUACUUUGCCACCACUAUGCACCACAAUUGUGAAAUGUUUAAACGAAACAUUUUUCCGAAAUUGUACUUACACUUGCCAACGACUUGAACGAAAGAAACUCGCAAAAUUAUUGUUAACCAAGUCUACGUAUAAGGAGAAAAGAAACAGGAACGUUUUGAGCCGUUUUUAAAAUGACAAGGAAAAUAUAAAAAAAUUAAAAAAUCCCUACUAUUUUUCGUGUUUUUUACCUGAGUGAAAAAAGAAAUACUUUUUUUUCACGAGGUAGGUCCCUUUCGUGUGAAUAUCAACAAUACAGUUACCUUUUAUCGAAGGGAUAUUUUUCGUUACCUAUUGGAGAAAAAAAAUCUGGGCAUCUUUUAACUGUCUUGCAUUCACUUCACUUUAUACUUCACCUCAACCUUUCCCAUCUUUGUACUUCACCUGUGUAUCCAUCUUAUCUCAGCGCGCAUAAUGUAUCAGUUUCCUAGAAACCAGACGUUCAUGGUUAUUUUCUUUUAUACCCUCUUGGCAAGUACGAACGAACGAAAAAUACUUACACAAAAGCAUUCCUAAAACAACUAAUGUCAUUAGGCUAAACGUAAUUUCACACUAUUCUGUCUUGUCACAUCAUGAGUUCAAUUUGUUUUUUAUUUU
This is a messenger RNA of Pectinophora gossypiella (pink bollworm), 9653 nucleotides long. RefSeq lists its product as uncharacterized. The transcript is spliced from 10 exons. The record is from RefSeq and is a predicted model, not a curated record. Bases 190 to 8913 code for a protein of 2907 amino acids. NCBI's taxonomy places the organism in Eukaryota, Metazoa, Arthropoda, Insecta, Lepidoptera, Gelechiidae.